AUGUUGGCGCCUGGUGGGAGAAUGCCAUCGCAGCCUUUUUGGCUCGAUACAGUCCAGCCAGCUGGCUUAUCAGAACUGUUCUGAGUGAAGCAGAUGAUUUUGAAACGGCUUUCUAUAUGCUCGCCAAGAUACCUAUUAUAGCAGAUGUUUAUUAUAUCAUCGGUGGGACAACACCCAGACAAGGGGCCGUGAUUACCAGGAAAAGAAGAGGCCCGGUCGAUGUUUGGCCUUUGGAUCCUUUAAAUGGGGGAACUCCAGCUAUUAAAGCACUAAACAAGACAGGACAGGAACAUAUCAAUCUUAAUUCCCUCUUUCAGGUAUUAUCGACAAAACCAGUAUUAAACAA
Thamnophis sirtalis is the source of this 346-nucleotide messenger RNA. The record is from RefSeq and is a predicted model, not a curated record. NCBI's taxonomy places the organism in Eukaryota, Metazoa, Chordata, Lepidosauria, Squamata, Natricidae.